Microtus ochrogaster (prairie vole) is the source of this 2153-nucleotide messenger RNA. RefSeq names its product scratch family transcriptional repressor 1 (gene Scrt1). Gene Ontology annotation, biological process: regulation of DNA-templated transcription. The record is from RefSeq and is a predicted model, not a curated record. Gene Ontology annotation, molecular function: DNA-binding transcription factor activity, RNA polymerase II-specific; RNA polymerase II cis-regulatory region sequence-specific DNA binding. NCBI's taxonomy places the organism in Eukaryota, Metazoa, Chordata, Mammalia, Rodentia, Cricetidae.
GAGAAAGAGAGAGGAGGGAUCCGGAGGGGAAGAAGAGACGCAGGGAAGCAAGAAGAGAGAGAAUCACACUCGCCCAGCAGCAUCCACAGGCCAGACUGGGGACAGUGCUGCUUCCACCGCUCCUCGGAUGGUGACGGGGCCUCGCCGCGGACGCAGUCCCCCCGAGCCCCGGCUCUGCAGGCCCUCACUGCCGGAGCCCCGCAGGAAUCAUGCCCAGGUCCUUCCUGGUUAAGAAGGUCAAACUUGACACAUUCUCUUCGGCAGACCUCGACAGCUCCUACGGGCGCGCCCGCAGCGAUCUCGGAGUGCGACUGCAGGAUAAAGGAUACCUCAGUGACUACGUGGGGCCUGCGUCUGUCUACGAUGGCGACGCUGAGGCGGCGUUACUCAAAGGGCCAUCCCCGGAGCCUAUGUAUGCUGCGGCUGUGCGCGGAGAGCUGGGUCCCGCGGCCUCUGGCUCAGCACCGCCGCCCACCCCUCGCCCAGAGCUGGCUACUGCUGCUGGCGGCUACAUCAACGGCGACGCGGCGGUCAGCGAAGGCUACGCGGCUGACGCCUUCUUCAUCACUGAUGGGCGCUCACGCCGUAAGGCUGCUAAUGCCAACGCUGCCGCGGCCCCCUCCACAGCCUCGGUGGCGGCCCCCGACAGCGACAGUGGAGGUGGGGGCGGGCCGGGCACGCGAGGCUCUGGAUCAGGGUCCGCUAGUCGGGGUGGCACGCGCGUGGGGGCGGGCACCGAGGCGCGUGCGGGGCCAGGAGCCACGGGCGCUGGUGGCCGGCACGCGUGCGGCGAGUGCGGCAAAACUUACGCCACGUCGUCGAACCUGAGCCGCCACAAGCAAACGCACCGCAGCUUGGACAGCCAGCUGGCAAGGCGUUGCCCAACGUGUGGCAAGGUGUACGUGUCCAUGCCGGCCAUGGCUAUGCACCUGCUCACGCACGAUCUGCGCCACAAGUGCGGCGUGUGCGGCAAAGCCUUCUCGCGGCCCUGGCUGCUGCAGGGCCAUAUGCGCUCUCACACGGGCGAGAAACCCUUCGGCUGUGCGCACUGCGGCAAGGCCUUCGCAGACCGCUCCAACCUGCGCGCACACAUGCAGACGCACUCCGCCUUCAAGCACUUCCAGUGCAAGCGCUGCAAGAAGAGCUUCGCGCUCAAGUCUUAUCUCAACAAGCACUACGAGUCAGCCUGCUUCAAGGGCGGCGCCGGUGGCCCCGCAACCCCUGCGCCGCCGCAGCUCAGCCCGGUUCAAGCCUAGGGCAGCGGGGCCUCCGCCAGCCAGGUCGGCUCUCAGCAAUACGGGCCCCCCAGGGAAGUCUCCGCUGGCGUCAGGGCGGAGGGGCUGGAGGGCGGGCCCCUCCUCACAGCAAUAGGGGUAGGGAGCCGGCCCCACCCUGCCCCGCUCGCCAGGAGCCUUGCCAGCCCCUUCAAGCAAUAGGGUCCCGAGGGGAGACCCACCCCGAAACCCCUCCCCUCUCCUCCAGGGUGCCCCAGGCUUUCUCCCAGCAAUAGGGUCUACCAGACCCAGAACCGAACCUCAUCUCUUAGUUGGGUCUCUGAAGACAGGGGUGAGGUGAGGUAAGGAGCGCCCUCCUCCCUCCUCUGCGCCCCUGGAUCGCGUUGCAGAGACUCAGGUCUUCCCCACCCCUUCCCAAGCCUUCCAGGCCAAGCCUUCAGCCCGGCGUCCAGGGAGUCAGCUCCACCCGGGCAGCUGGCCGGAGGAGGAGCAGGAGAGCAGGCGGGCCACAGAGGCGUUCUGUUCCACAGGCUUUGCAGACCUCCCGGGAGUGCUAGACGAUUUGGGGAUGGGGAGGGGCGCGGACGGCGGCAACCCUCUCCCUCGGGUUCUUUCUGGGGCCUCAGUCCGAGCCUCCCUCCUACCCUCGCCUCGCAUCCUCUGCCAAAUCCGAAUUCUUCCAGCCCGGCUUCCGGGGCUCUGUCCUCCAUAACGAAUAAUAAUGACGCAUAUCGGAAUCGCAUGAACUUAUCCGACCUACUCAGACCCCGAUCCCACCCUGCCCCGGGGCCCCCUCCCUCGCUCCCCAGGCUUCGGGUGUUGGAGGACGGAUACCCGGGCCGGCAGGCUGGCGUGCCACUGCCCUCUACACACCUCUGUACUUGCUUUGCGGGUAAAGCCCCCUGGGGGGGUUGCGGA